AUGCAAAAUAUUUCUAGACGCCCCAUAAGAGUUAGCCUAUACCGCUAUGGAUCGAAUCCAUUGCAAUGGUCAUACGUCUCAACAUUGCCAACAAGGGACUUGACCAAAGAUCUACCGCGUGGCAACCAAUCCCCGAGAAUUGAAAGAGGGGGUAUAGGUGGUGAUUUCGACAGAAACAGAAAAGCCAGGCCACUUACUCCUUCGAGCGGAACCUCUAUAACUACUGAUUAUGAUAAAUCACGAAGGGCUUUGCCUCACACCCCAUCACAAUACUUUUUUGACGACCGGGAACCGAGACCUAUAACUGCUCAACCUAGGAAACCAGUGGUAGGCAUCCCCUCACACCUGGGCUCUGAACGCCUGGUGUACAUGGAGAUGUGGCAGCAUGAAGCUAGAUACUGCCAACCGAUGCUGCAAUUGGGAACCUGUAAUCCUUUGCAUACUAAAAAAUUUUCCACCAGUGCGCUUGUACCAUCUAAGGUAUCUUGGGACUGCAAUAUCGAGCAGACGGCGAGACCAUUUACUUCUACAGUAUGUUAUACUAAUAAAGCCAAGCAGCCUCCGGCUAAACCAAAGCCAGCUAAGGCUGCUGCUAAACCGAGCGUGGCUAAGAAACCGGUUGUCACCGGAGGUGGCGCCAAGGGUAAAAUAAUCGCCGUGAUUGGUGCCGUGGUGGAUGUCCAGUUUGACACACAUCUGCCUCCGAUCUUGAACGCUUUAGAGGUACCAGGACGCACACCACGUCUUAUCUUAGAGGUAUCCCAACAUCUUGGAGAAAGUGCUUGCAGAUGUAUCGCCAUGGACGGUACCGAAGGUCUGGUCAGAGGCCAGUUAAUAGUGGACACGGGAGCACCUAUCACCAUACCCGUCGGAGAGAAGACCCUUGGAAGAAUCAUUAAUGUUAUUGGGGAACCGAUUGAUGAGCGUGGCCCAAUAGACACCGAAGAGUUCGCAGCGAUACAUGCCGACGCUCCGCCGUUCGUGGAGAUGUCGGUUGAACAGGAGAUUCUGGCUACAGGCAUCAAGGUUGUGGACCUUCUGGCUCCAUAUGUCAAAGGGGGUAAAAUCGGCCUUUUCGGUGGCGCGGGAGUCGGCAAGACUGUAUUGAUCAUGGAACUUAUAAACAACGUCGCCAAAGCUCACGGUGGUUUCUCUGUGUUCGCCGGCGUCGGUGAGAGGACGCGCGAGGGCAAUGAUCUUUACAAUGAGAUGAAGAUCGGUGGCGUUAUCAAAGAAGAUUACAAGACAUCUAAGGUGGCGCUAGUAUACGGUCAGAUGAACGAGCCGCCCGGCGCGAGGGCUCGCGUGGCUCUCACCGGCCUGACAGUGGCUGAACACUUCAGGGACAAGGAGGGGCAGGACGUGUUGCUGUUUAUCGAUAAUAUAUUCCGGUUCACUCAGGCUGGGUCGGAGGUAUCAGCCUUGCUAGGCCGUAUUCCAUCAGCUGUCGGAUACCAGCCGACGCUGGCCACUGACAUGGGUACCAUGCAGGAGCGGAUCACUACCACCAAGACUGGCUCCAUCACCAGUGUGCAGGCAGUAUAUGUACCAGCCGAUGACCUAACAGAUCCGGCUCCAGCAACUACCUUCGCCCAUUUGGAUGCCACCACGGUACUGUCUCGAGCUAUCGCGGAGCUUGGAGUGUACCCUGCAGUGGAUCCUUUGGAUUCCACGUCCAGAGUCAUGGACCCUAAUAUUAUAGGACCGGAGCAUUAUGGCGUCGCUAGAGGCGUCCAGAAGAUUUUGCAGGAUUACAAAUCCUUGCAAGACAUCAUCGCUAUCCUGGGUAUGGACGAGCUGUCGGAAGAUGACAAGCUGACGGUGGCGCGGGCACGGAAGAUACAGCGAUUCCUGUCGCAACCUUUCCAGGUAGCUGAAGUGUUCACCGGCCAUAUUGGAAAGCUGGUGAAAUUGGAGCAAACUAUUAAGGGAUUCAAAAGGAUUCUAGUCGGCGAAUUGGAUCACAUUCCCGAAGCUGCAUUUUAUAUGGUCGGCACCAUUGAAGAUGUUAUAGCGAAGUCCCAAGCACUCGCUAAGAGCGUCUAA
Messenger RNA from Spodoptera littoralis (African cotton leafworm), 2046 nucleotides. The record is from the annotation of a GenBank genome assembly. NCBI's taxonomy places the organism in Eukaryota, Metazoa, Arthropoda, Insecta, Lepidoptera, Noctuidae.